UGGCACCAAAUUAGUCGAUUAUCAACUAUUCAAACAUUGGGAAUAUCCACAAUCAUAACUGAAUAAUUCAUCAUAUAUAAUUUGUUUUCCACUUUAGAAAUCUGUUUAUUAUCCCACUAUUUUGCACCACAUUUGCUAGUACUAUCAUGCAAAAAUGAACCAAAUUCUCACUUUUGCUUUGCUCUUCAUUUCAUUCUUUCUCAUUUUUGACACAACCAAAUGUGAUGAAACAGUGACUAGAGAUGCAUUGCUCAAGUUUCUUGCAGAGGUUUCUAACAAUAAUAGUUCAAUUCUUGGAACUAAUUCAGGCUGGAACAUAACAUCUGAUCCUUGCAAGGACAAUUGGCUUGGCGUUACAUGUAACGCGAAGUCUCUCUCAGUGGAGAAAAUCAUUCUUGAUGGUUAUGAUUUUUCCUCUGGAACGUUCGAUGCCACCACGAUUUGUAACGUGGAGCCUAUCGCGGACACCCUUUUCUUCCUGAGUCUCGAAAAUGGCCUACUGCAGGGGAAAAACUUGGACAGUAUAGAUAAAUGCAAGCAUUUAACACACCUUGUUCUUGGUGGAAACCGGUUCUCGGGUAGCAUUCCACAAUCAUUUUCAAGAUUGAAUAACUUGAAAAGGCUUGACAUAUCCAACAAUGACUUAUCGGGGGUUCUGCCUGAUUUAUCCAGGAUUUCGGGCUUGAUAGAACUCGAGGCUCGGAACAACAAGCUAUCAGGGGAGAUACCUGAAUUUGAUUUCUCGAACUUUGUUGCGUUUAAUGUCUCUUUCAAUAAUUUCAGUGGAUUGAUUCCGCCUGAGGGUGACCGUUUCCCCGUUAGUAGCUAUAUGGACAAUCCUCUUUUGUGUGGGGUCCCGUUGGCAAGAAAAUGCUCAUCGUUGCCCGAAGAGUCAGAAUCAGAUGAAAUUCCCGUCUUGCCCGAAAAGUCAGAACCAGAUGAUCAUGACAAGCCAAAAAGCAGCUUGCCGAGAGAUGAAAUUCUGAUGUUUUCAGGUUAUUUCCUGAUAGGCCUGGCUCUGGUUCUUGCUAUCCUACUAUGCAUCUACAAAAAACGGAAGCAGAUACAGAAGAAGAAAGAAUCAAGAAUCGAGGCGAUGAAAAAAGUGGCUAUAGUUGAUCAUGAUAGUGAAAGGCUUACUAUUACAUCAAUGGAAUCAAACAAAGGCACGAGCAAUUCAGAUAUGUCAUCAGCUGUAAUUUCUUCCGAUGAGAGCAACACUGCGGUUUCACAGUCACUCGUGGUUCUUACAAGUCCUGAGGCGAAUAACGGAUUGAGAUUUGAGAAUUUGCUCAAGGCUCCAGCAGAGUUGCUUGGAAGAGGGAAGCAUGGUAGUGUUUACAAAGUGAUGUGUGAAAAUCCCAAAAUGACACUGGCUGUCAAGAGGAUAAAAGAUUGGUCAAUAACUGGUAGUGAAUUCAAGAAAAGAAUGCAGAAACUAGACCAAAUUAGGCAUCCAAAUGUGUUGCCUGUUGUUGCAUUUUAUUCUUCUAGACAAGAGAAGCUUUUGGUCUAUGAGUACCAAAAUAAUGGUAGUCUACUUCUACUUCUACAAGGAAUCCAGAAGGGCCAAACAUUUCAUUGGAGCAGCAGACUUUCUAUAGCAGCAGGCGUAGCCGGCGCUUUAGCUUUCAUGCAUCAGGAGCUUCAACAUGACAGAAUUGCUCAUGGAAACUUGAAAUCAUCAAACAUUUUGUUGAGCAACAACAUGGAGCCAUUGAUCAGUGAAUAUGGUCUUAUGAGCAUUGCUGAAACUAGUACUAGUACUGCUGCAAGCAGCUCCAAUUAUGUCUUCCCUAUAACUGAUGAAAAUGUAGGAGCAAUCUUUAAAGCAGAUAUUUAUGCAUUUGGUGUCAUUCUGUUGGAGUUGUUAACAGGAAAAGUGCAAAACAAUGGAAUAGAACUUGCUAGUUGGGUUGUUAAUGUGCUAAGAGAAGAAUGGACAGUUGAAGUGUUUGAUAGAACUUUGAUCCAAGAAGGUGCCAGUGAAGAGAGGAUGGUUAAUUUGUUACAAGUGGCUGUUAAAUGUGUGAACCAUUCUCCCGAGGCUAGGCCUAGUAUAAACCAAGUUGCUCUCAUGGUUAGCACUAUACGAGACGAGGAUGAAAGGUCCAUCGAUGUUUCUGCAAGUACUAGUACUAUCAUCUGAUCAGAACUGAACGUUUCAAAUUGUUCGUCAUCUUUUUCUCUUCUAGAAUAACCAUUCUCCUGAGGUUAGGCCUUGUAUAAACCAAGUUCCUCUCAAGGUUACCACUAUACGAGACGAGGAUGACAGGUCCAUCAACAUUUCUACAAGUACUAGUACCGUCAUCUGAUCAGAACUGAACGCUGCAAACUGUUCGUCAUUUUUUUCUGUUCUAGAAUCGAGUUAACUAUUAUUUUAAGAUAGAUUUUGGGACGAAGGAUGUACUUAUUAUUUAUCAAAAAC
Lycium ferocissimum is the source of this 2428-nucleotide messenger RNA. RefSeq names its product probable inactive receptor kinase At2g26730. The record is from RefSeq and is a predicted model, not a curated record. Bases 155 to 2149 code for a protein of 664 amino acids. Gene Ontology annotation, biological process: protein phosphorylation. Lineage: Eukaryota; Viridiplantae; Streptophyta; Magnoliopsida; Solanales; Solanaceae. The transcript has 2 exons. Gene Ontology annotation, molecular function: ATP binding; protein binding; protein kinase activity.